CGUCACAUACGCUAGUAUCAUCCGGUUGUCUCCAGUUCUCAAAUAAUCACAGUGAAAGCCAUUUAGCAAUCAUGGCUGUUCGUAACUGCACCGAAUUUCUGGCGCGCCGAGUAUUGAAGUACAACAGUGUAAGAAAUACAAUUUAUGCGAUCCCUACGAGGGCCAGCUCAUGGUGGAGCUAUGUUCUCGAGGGAGAACCCGAUCCCAUCCUGGGAAUCAAAGACCAGUUUAAUUUAGACACAAAUCCAAACAAGAUGAACUUAGGCGUUGGAUGCUAUCGUGAUGAUAACGGUAAACCAUACGUAUUACCAUGUGUUCGCAAGGCAGAGGAGAUAAUCCGAUCAAAGAAGCUAGACAAAGAGUAUCUGGAUAUUUCCGGUUUGACCGAAUUUACAAAAGCCUCAGCUAUCCUGGCAUUUGGUGAAGACAGUGAAAUUCUCAAACGCAAAAGGAAUGUUACAGUACAAGGCAUUUCGGGCACUGGGUCACUUUGCCUUGGAGCCCAUCUUUGUGGCAAGCUAUUUCCUGGAAUUAAGGAGAUAUGGCUGCCGAAUCCUACAUGGGGAAACCACAGACUCAUUUUUAAAUAUGCCAACUUACAACUCAAUCAUUACCGCUACUAUGAUCCCGAGACAUGUGGGUUUGACGCUGGAGCAGCUUUUGAAGACUUAUCUUCCAUUCCAGAGAAUUCAAUUGUUCUGUUCCAUGCCUGUGCACACAACCCAACUGGUGUUGACCCAACGCCCCACCAAUGGAAAGUGAUGUCAGAGAUAGUUAAGAUGCGUAACUUGUUGCCUUUCUUUGACAUGGCAUAUCAAGGCUUUGCGAGUGGUGACGUCGACAAGGAUGCGGCAGCUGUAAGAAUAUUUGCCGAAGAUGGACACCUUCUUGCGUUAGCACAGUCAUUCUCCAAGAAUAUGGGAUUAUAUGGUGAGCGUGUUGGUGCAUUUACAUUGGUAUGCGAGUCCGAGGAAGAAGCGAAACGCGUGGAAUCGCAACUUAAAGUCAUCGUACGGGCAAUGUAUACCACCCCACCCCUCAGUGGUCCAAGAAUCGUGGAAACCAUUUUAAACACACCUGAACUGAAAACCCAGUGGUUGAGGGAGCUGAAAGGUAUGGCUUAUAGAAUUAUGCUAAUGCGUCAACAACUCGUAGACAACCUGGAGAAAGAAGGGUCGACUCGUAAUUGGCAGCACAUCACUGAUCAGAUCGGUAUGUUCUGUUACACUGGACUCACAAUCGAACAGGUGGACAGGAUCACAAAGGAGUUUGGUAUACACCUCACAAAAGACGGAAGAAUCAAUGUGGCUGGUAUAACAUCCAAGAAUAAUCACUAUCUUGCCCACGCUAUCCAUGAAGUAACAAAACAUGACACUGUUCCCUCAGUCAGUCCAUUUAGUGACACGUCAACUGAACCUGAAAGAGCGCAUGCUCAAUGAAAUAUAGACUGACUUACUGAACACACCACUGAAAUGACACAGAUAUAAGAAUUUACAAGUCUACAUACAUCAUACAUGCAAUUUUGUAACCAUGGUUAUAGACAGGGUUAUAGCCAGGAAAUAAAAAGAGCCAGUCCAAAAUUUACAUUGAAGUGCAAGAUAUAGUAAUUGCCGCUCUGCAUAUUUAUACUAUUAUUUGUUGAUUAUUUAUGGUUUUAUGGUAAAAACUGAAAAUUAUCAACUACACAUUGACAGGUUUGAAGAAAUAUAGCCUGUCAAAUUGUGUGUCUUUCUAAAAUAAAAGGUGGCUGGCUAAAAUCCUGAUAGUAAAGGUAUUGUGUGUUAUCCUGCAUGGUCAUGCUGCUUUGUGAUCACAUUGAUACCUCUACGGCAAUACAAAGCAUUCAAUAAUUUACAAACAUUUAAAAUGAUACAAUGUGAUUUGACAUUGUUAAAGUGUGAUGGCACAAAAAAAGCCCAUACUAAUGAUAAGGUAUUGUAAUUUGCAUACAAAUAUGUAUAGUUCUAUCUAGAAUAGUUUGUGGUAUUAAUCUUUGAGUUUGACAUUUUCAAUGGUUGGGAUGGAUUAACCUUUUCACCACCAGACUUUCAGACCCAAAUUUUUCUGCACAUUUUUUCUUAUAUUCUUCAAUCUUCUUCUAAAUGAACCCUAAUUUUGGAGCCAACAAACAAAAUUCGAGUAAAUUUUCUGUUUUUACUCAAAAAAUGUGGCUUAUUUUGUCUCAAUCGUCUUAAGGAAAGUGCAGACUAUAAACGAAACUAUUUUAUGAAUUUGUGAUGAAAAGAGGGAACUGGUUAACAGUAGAAAAACAUACCCAAUUGCUAUCCAAGAAAAUACAGAACAAACCAAUGAUCUGCGUGACAAAUGCAUUGAUUGCAAUAUACAGUGAAAUUAUUGGUAGAAUUAAAAAAAAAACCUUGAUUGAGUAAGCUUCUGUAGUUAAAAUAAUGUUAAUAUUAAAAAUGCAGCAUUUAUGAACCCUAGCAUAUCAACUGAAUGAAUAAUUAAAGCCAGAGAAUGUGCAUACUUAAUGUUGAAGUUAUUUAUUAAGUAUUAUACAAUUAUAACUACAUAUUUCAAUCCAUAUUUCGUUUUAUCAACUUACUCAAAUCAGCUGUCAUAUUUAUUGAUAGAACAGCAGUUUCAAGAAAAAAAGUUUAGGGUAUUUUGCAUAAAUUAUAUUUCAAGUACACUGUUGUAACAUGAUAAUUAAUAUGCUUACAUAGUUUAUUUAUUUGUUUGCACUCUGUAAAGACGACACUAUGAGUUAUUAUUUUUAUACCGUUAUUUAUAUUUAUGUAAUGAACGACAUUUACAUACAAUGAAGCAAUCUGUAUUUUAAACUUUAUUUGAACCAUGUAUGUCUGUUUUAUUGUUAUAAAUAAGAAACAUUUAUGUGAGAAAAA
Messenger RNA from Saccoglossus kowalevskii, 2867 nucleotides. Its product is annotated as aspartate aminotransferase, mitochondrial-like. Gene Ontology annotation, cellular component: mitochondrion. Lineage: Eukaryota; Metazoa; Hemichordata; Enteropneusta; Harrimaniidae. Gene Ontology annotation, biological process: L-aspartate catabolic process; biosynthetic process. The record is from RefSeq and is a predicted model, not a curated record. Gene Ontology annotation, molecular function: L-aspartate:2-oxoglutarate transaminase activity; pyridoxal phosphate binding.